Molecule: messenger RNA, 992 nt
Organism: Nerophis ophidion (straightnose pipefish)
Lineage: Eukaryota; Metazoa; Chordata; Actinopteri; Syngnathiformes; Syngnathidae
Product: histone H3.3A
Exons: 4
Coding region: 169-579 (136 amino acids)
Cellular component (GO): nucleosome
Molecular function (GO): DNA binding; structural constituent of chromatin; protein heterodimerization activity
Source: RefSeq, a predicted model, not a curated record
ACGUGAUCCCUCUAGUCAUCGUACCAAUGGGCGUGCAGUGGUUUUACCCUAUGACGUCAUGGCAUACUAUUAAUACUUGGCCUCAAUCUUCCAUGCAGCAUUGAUCUCUGUUUCGAGGCCACCGAUACCUGCCAACCUAACGUAACGUCAUAAAGGUGUUAAUACGAGAUGGCCCGUACCAAGCAGACUGCUCGUAAAUCCACUGGAGGAAAGGCGCCAAGGAAGCAGCUUGCGACCAAGGCAGCCAGGAAGAGUGCGCCCUCUACUGGAGGAGUGAAGAAGCCCCAUCGCUACAGGCCUGGAACUGUGGCUUUGAGGGAGAUCCGUCGCUACCAGAAGUCAACAGAGUUGCUCAUCCGCAAGUUGCCCUUCCAGCGUUUGGUGAGGGAAAUUGCCCAGGACUUCAAGACUGAUCUGCGUUUCCAGAGUGCUGCCAUUGGCGCUCUUCAGGAGGCCAGUGAAGCUUACCUGGUGGGUUUGUUUGAGGACACCAACUUGUGCGCCAUCCACGCCAAGCGUGUCACCAUCAUGCCCAAAGACAUCCAGCUGGCUCGCAGGAUAAGGGGAGAACGGGCCUAAUGACCUUGACAGCGCUGUCAAGAUAUACUAUCCUAUUUAUCGUACUUAACAAUUUCUGUGGACUUUAUUUCUUGAGUAUUUUUUUUUUCUUUUUUGCAUUGUAUUUUAGACAACCAUUCCACAAGCUAAUGGGUACUUGUGUAGGAUUAUUUGCCCGUUUAUGACUGGUUACAAUUGAAGACAUCACUGCCCAUUCCCAAUCAACUUUUCCCCAUCAAGAUAGGCCCCCUACAUACCACUUUUAGCACAAAUUGCAGCUCCCCAAAUACUUCAUUCACUGGUACAAUUGAUGCAGGUUGCAUUUUUCUGGACUGCUUUUUACAUUUUUUCCAACAUUGAACAAAAAAACCUGGCAGCUACAUUUUACUAUUUAUGAAAUUGUCAUGUCUUUCUAUUAAAGGUCUAUGAAUAGA